AUGGAGAACACCCACUUGCAACAAGAUUUACCAGCACAAAAUGGCUCAAACUAUGACAUAGAAAAAGAACUGAAAGCCUUUGAUGAGUCAAAAGCUGGUGUUAAGGGACUUGUAGAUGCUGGCAUACAGAAACUCCCUCCUUUCUUUGUGGUACCAGAAAAUGAAGUCUCUUCUAUUGCGGCAUCAAAACUGAGUGCAACCCAUGUUCAGAUUCCUGUCAUAGACCUCAAAGACAUCCAUGAUGAUCUUAUUCGACGCGAAAAGAUCAUCGAGGAAAUACGAAGUGCUUCAGAGACUUGGGGGUUCUUCCAGGUUGUGAACCAUGGUGUAUCGAAGGAGAUUAUGGAUGGAAUGAUUGAAGGAGUGAAGGGAUUUCACGAGGAAAAACAUGAAGUCAAAAAGGAAUUUUAUACGAGGGAUGUGAAGAAGAAGGUGACUUACACUAGCAACACUCUUAUUCAUAAGACAAAAGCAGCAGACUGGAAGGAUACUUUGUAUUUUCGUAUGGCUCCUGAUUCUCCAGAUCCUGAAGAACUUCCAGUUGUCUGCAGGGAGACAACAAUCAAGUACUCGGCACAUAUAAGGGAGCUAGGGGAUACCCUUCUUAAAUUAGUAUCAGAGGCUCUUGGACUCGAUCCUAAUUAUCUGAUCGAAUUUGGGUGUACCAAAGGUCUCAAGCUUAUGUGCCAUUACUAUCCAGCAUGCCCUGAGCCCAACCGAACUCUAGGAAGCAAACCGCAUACUGAUCCUGACUUCUUGACUAUCCUUAUGCAAGAUCACAAUGGCGGCCUCCAAGUUUUUCAUGAGAAUAAAUGGAUUGGUGUCCCUCCAAUUCCAGGAGCUUUUGUAAUUAACGUUGGUGACCUUCUACAGCUUAUCUCAAAUGGCAAGUUCAAAAGUGCUGAGCACAGGGUGCUGGCUAAUCACAUUGGCCCAAGAAUAUCGGUGGCUAGUUUCUUCGCUAUCUACGACAGGGUUUGUGGUCCAAUAAAAGAGUUGCUAUCAGACGACAAUCCUCCUCUGUACAAGGAAGUUCCGCUGAUGGAAUACAUUACUCAAUACAUGUGGAAAAAAGAAGAUGGAGGCAUGUCCACACUUGAUCGUUUCAGGUUGUGA
Dovyalis caffra is the source of this 1116-nucleotide messenger RNA. Lineage: Eukaryota; Viridiplantae; Streptophyta; Magnoliopsida; Malpighiales; Salicaceae. The record is from the annotation of a GenBank genome assembly.